AUGGAGUUAAAUAAAGAAAUACAUUAUGAAAAUAACAUACUACAAAAAAAUGACAAUUUUUUUAAUUAUUAUGUUAAUCAGAAAAUAAUAAAAGAAGAAGAAAUAGAUUCUUUUAUGGCUAUAAUAAAUAAAGAAUUACCAAUAACUUUCAGAGUUUUAAAUAAUAACAAGUAUAGCAAAUUUAUACAUGAAAAUAUUGAAAAUAAAUUAGAAUCCAUAUGCAAAAACCGUUACUCAAUAAUAAAAUUAAACGAAGAAGAUAAGAUGUAUGAAAUAUACUUAACUAGGUCAGAAAUAAAAAAACAAGAAAAUUACAAAAAUUUAUAUAAUUAUUUAAUUAAUUUAAAUGAAAGUGGUUAUAUAUUUAGACAAGAAUUAGUUAGUAUGUUACCUGUUUUAUUUUUAAAAUUAAAAGAAAAUUUUUUUGUUUUAGAUAUAUGUGCAGCUCCAGGUUCAAAAACAGCUCAAAUACUGGACUAUAUGCAUUUAAUGAAAAGAAAAAAUAUCAAAAAUAUUUUGAUUAAAAAAUUUCUUCAAAAAAAUUGCAUAAAAAUGUAUAAAAUUAUUGAGAAUAUUGAUAGCGAUGAUACAGAAGAAAAUUUUAUUAAUAAAUAUUUAAUGAAUGAAGAGGAUAAUAAAAAUAACAUCAAUAACAAAAACAUUGAAAAUAAUGAUAUUCAAGAUAAAUUUUUGAUAAAUAAUAGUAACAGUGAUAUAUUAAUAAAUGAAAACGAUAAGGAAAAUAGGGAAUAUAAUAAAGAAAGCCUAGAAAAAAUAUAUAAAAGUUAUUAUAGCAUAUUAGAUAAUAACUCUUAUGAUGAUAAAUUUUUUGAGUAUAUUCUAAAUGUAGAUAAUAAUUUAUAUAAUGAUUACAAAGAAUUGAUUUCUAAUAAUAACCCUAGUGGAGUUGUUGUAGGUAAUGAUUCUAAUUUUAAAAGAUGUUGUAUGUUAUUUCACCGAUUAAAGAAUAUUCAUAGUGGUAGUUUAAUAGUUACGAAUAAUAAUGCAAUUGAUUUUCCAUACAUAUAUAUAAAAAAUGAAAAAGAAGGUAAUUUUGAAAGAAAAUAUUUCGAUUCAGUUCUAUGUGAUGUUCCUUGUAGUGGAGAUGGUACUAUAAGGAAAGAUAAAAACGUAUGGUUAAAUUGGAAUAUAUAUAAUGCUUAUAAUUUAUUUCAAUUACAAGUUAAUAUUUUAAAAAGAUCAAUUGAUUUAACAAAAGAGAAUGGAUACAUAAUAUAUAGUACAUGUUCUUUAAAUCCAAUUGAAAAUGAGGCAGUUAUUUGUGAAAUUUUUAAUUCUAUUGAAAAUUUGAGUUCGUUAAAGUUAGUUAAUUUUGGAAAUGAAAUAUUAACAAAAUUAAAUUAUAAAACAGGUUUAACAGAAUGGAAGGUUUUCAUGGAUGAUAAAUGGUUUGAAACCUAUGAAGAAUUUUGUGAUUAUUUAACUAGUAAUAAUUCAAUUAAACAUAAAAAAAUUUAUGAAAAAAUACAAAAAGGGAUGUUUCCAUCAAGUAAAGAGUUUUUAAAAUUAAUUAAUUUAAAUUAUGUAAAGAGAUUUUUUCCUCAUAAAUAUAAUGCAGGUGGAUUUUUUAUUGCAGUAAUUAAAAAGUGUUCUAAAGUUCAAUGGAAAAAAAAAAUGAAAAAAGAAUACACUAACGAAAAUACUACAGAAAAUAACAAUGGCAUAUUCGAAAAUAAGGAAUAUACAAAAAAUAUUAAAAAAAAAAAAUAUAAAAAAAAAAAAAAUAGCAAAAAAAAAAAAGACAUAACUUAUGAAAACAAAAAGAAUAUAAACAAAAAUUAUAUUAACAAUAAAGAAAGUAAUAACAAUAUAUAUGAAACAUUUAAUAAUUUAACUGAAAAUAAUACAUUUGAUAAAAAUAUGGCUAUAGGUAAUAAUGAAAUAAUAAAUGCAAUCAAUAAAAAGAGUGAAGAAGAAUUAAACCGUUAUAUAAAAAGUGAAAUAAAUACAAUUAAUAUUCCUUGUGAAGAUGAAAAGUUUAAUGUUAUUAAAAUGUUAAAUGAAAAAAUAAUUCCGAAUAAUAAUUUGAAUUCUAUUCAUAAAGCACAUAAAAUUAACCAUAAAAAUGAAAAUUUUAUUAAGCAGCAAGAGUAUAUAAGUUUAGAUUAUUAUGAAAAGUUAUUUUGUAAAGAUGAUAUAUUAGAAAGAAUAAAAAGUUAUUUUAAUUUAAAUGAUGAUUUUUUAUCAAUUAAAAAUAAUUUAUAUAUUCAUUUAAAGGAUAACAACAAUUUUUCUAAUUUAUCUGUUGAUGAAAGAAUUAAUAUGAAUAUUAAAAAAAUUAAUUUAGUCAGUAAUCACGCUAAAGACAUCUUGGAAUGUUAUACAAAAGUUAAAUUAAAAAUAAUUACUGCAGGAAUAACAGUUAUACAAAUUGAUAAAAAUAAAAACAAUUCACAGGAAAAUUAUUAUAGAAUUAAUUAUAGUGGUUGUCUUAACUUUAUUCCAUAUUUUAAAGAAGUAGAUAAUUUUUUAUUAAAUAAAAUUUAUAGAGAUAAUAUUAUUAAAAAUUAUUUUUACUCUAUAUAUGAAAAUAAAGACAGGAAAUUUAAUUUUGAAACCUAUAUGGAUAAUUUGAUUAAUGAAAGAAAAAGUACAGUAUCAAAAACUAAUAUAAAUAAGGAAAGUAAUGAAAAAAAAGAACAAAAAAGCAUUUGUAAUCAAUAUGAUAUAAAAGAUAAGGAAAUAUAUAAUGGCAUAGAAGAUAAUGAAAUACCUGAUGAACUGAAAAUUAUGAAUAACAUUGAAAAAAAUAAUGAAAUAAAUAAAUAUAGUAACAAAAAUAUAAUCAUAAAUAGUAAUAUACAUGAAAAAAACAUUUCAGAAAUUAAGAGUGAACAUGAUGAACAAUGUUCUGAUAAUAAAAUAGAAAGUGAUAUAAACACUAUAUGGGUGAAUAGCGAUGUAAUAUUAGAUUUAAUAAAAGUUGAUAAAUCUAAAAUAAAUAGUAUAACUAAUGAAACAAUAAAACAGACAAAAAAAUUAAAACAGUAUUCACCCAAUGUUUUAUUAACUUUAAACAAAAAUAAACAAAUUUUAGCUAUUCCAUCAAACAAAGGAAAGAUGUACGUAGAUAUUAGCAUUGAGAAAAAUUCUAUUAUUAUGUUACCAUAUAUAUUAAAUUAA
This is a messenger RNA of Plasmodium gallinaceum, 3144 nucleotides long. RefSeq names its product tRNA m5C-methyltransferase, putative. The coding region runs from base 1 to 3144 and encodes 1047 amino acids. Gene Ontology annotation, molecular function: methyltransferase activity. The transcript has a single exon. The record is from RefSeq and is a predicted model, not a curated record. Gene Ontology annotation, biological process: RNA methylation. Lineage: Eukaryota; Apicomplexa; Aconoidasida; Haemosporida; Plasmodiidae.